UCGACGUCACGCGAGCGUGAAGCAGGGUAGGGAACGCGGAUGUGUUGCGCUUAAUCCUCCAUCUACAGCCGUGUUCUGAUCCAUAUGUCGAAACCAAAGCUCCAUUCACGCUGAUCUGAUCCAGGCGAAGUGCAGCGGACGAGGGUUGGAGGGAACCGAGUGAAGGAAUGCCUGCCGGUGUGUGUGGAUGUUGCGGUCCUCUGCGGCCACGCUACAAGCGUCUAGUGGACAACAUUUUCCCAGAGGACCCCAAGGAUGGAUUGGUGAAGUCCGAUAUGGAGAAGUUGACUUUUUAUGCCGUGUCGGCUCCGGAAAAACUGGACCGCAUCGGCGCGUACCUUGCCGAGCGCCUCACUAGAGAUGUGGUACGACAUCGCUAUGGGUAUGUGGUAAUAGCGAUGGAGGCCUUGGAUCAGCUGUUGAUGGCUUGUCAUUCUCAGAGCAUCAAGCCUUUCGUGGAAAGCUUCUUACACAUGGUGGCCAAAUUGCUGGAGUCCAGAGAGCCAGAUUUACAAGUGCUGGGCACCAAUUCAUUUGUGAAGUUUGCAAACAUUGAGGAGGACACGCCGUCUUACCACCGCAGAUACGACUUCUUCGUCUCUCAGUUCAGUGCCAUGUGCCACUCCACGCAUGAGGACUUUGAAACACGCAACAGGAUCCGUGUGGCGGGUAUUAAGGGUCUCCAGGGUGUCGUCAGAAAGACUGUUAAUGAUGAACUACAGGCGAUCAUCUGGGAACCUCAGCACAUGGAUAAGCUCAUCCCCUCCAUGCUGUUCAACAUGCAAGAUAAUGAGGACUCGGAGAGGGCUGGAGAGGAGAAUCCAGCUUCACUGGCCGAGAGCUGCUUUCGAGAGCUGCUGGGUCGCGCUGCUUAUGGCAACAUGAACAAUGCUGUGCGUCCUGUACUGGUACAUUUAGACAACCAUCACCUGUGGGACCCGAACGAUUUUGCCGUUUCUUGCUUCAGAAUUAUCAUGUACUCAAUACAGGCCCAGCAUUCUCACCACGUGAUCCAGCAAGUGUUGUCUCACCUUGACACCCACAGUAAGAACACACCACGUGUGAGGGCAGGUAUCGUUCAGGUGCUACUGGAGACGGUUGCCAUAGCAGCCAAGGGCUCCAUCGGUCCCACAGUCCUAGAGGUGUUCAACACCCUACUAAAACAUCUGCGUAUGAGUGUGGAUUUCGAACUAGGUGAGGGUUCCCGCAGGAACUCGGCGAGCAGUCUGUCCUCCACCCGUACUAAAGAGAGCGAGGAGCGGAUCGUUCAGAACGCCAUAAUACAAACCAUCGGUUUCUUUGGAGGGAAUCUUCCUGAUUAUCAGAGAGCGGAAGUCAUGAUGUUCAUAAUGGGAAAGGUUCCUGUUUACGGCACGCCCUGCCACACGCUGGACACAGUCAAGAUUGGGCACCAGGGCACCAAGAGAAUCCAGAUGAUGCUCCUCAGUUCUCUCAUUAUGGUCACAUCGGGGUUUAAGUGUAAGACGAUGUGUGCUGGUUUACCCGCUUCGUUUCUGGAACCGUUGUGCUCCAUUUCUCUGAUGGAAGACAGUGAGCUUCGUCAGCUCGUCCUCGAGAUCCUGCACAACAUCAUUGAUCGCCAUGACAACAGAGCCAAACUCCGGGGGAUACGGAUUAUCCCUAAUGUAGCUGCUCUGAAGAUCAAGAGAGAAAAAAUGUCCAAACAGGAUGUGGGUUUCAUGAAAAAGCAUGGGCAGCAGUUAUACAGACACAUCUAUCUGGGAUGUAAGGAGGAAGACAAUGUGCAGAAGAACUUUGAGCUCCUCUUCACCGCUCUGGCUCUGUUCACUAUUGAACUGGCCAAUGAGGAGGUGGUGAUAGACCUCAUGCGCCUGUCUCUCGCCUUGCAGGAAAUGGCUCUGACCAAUGAGGAGAACACGCCCAUGUUUAUUCGCUGUGGCAUCAUGGCGUUGGUUGCCGCCUAUCUCAACUUUCUCAGUCAGAUGAUUGCAAAUCCUUCUUUCUGCCAACACGUCAGCAAGGUGAUUGAGCUGAGGAAUAUAGAAGCUACAUACCUGCUGCCUGAACACGUGUUCAGAGAAAAGUGUGUGCUCCCAGAAUCUCUGGAUCGCGACGAUACCGGUCUGUAUUUUCAGACGGCUGAUCUGGCAGAGGCUUUGACUUUACCUGGAUAUAACGUAGAGAGGCUUUCGAUACCUUACAUUCCACAGGUUACAGAUGAAGACCGGCUGCCUCGAAGAAAGAGUUUGGUGGACACCAUUUCCCUCCAAGUUGACAUUCUUUCACACAGCUUACCUGAUGAUUCUCAUCUAGCAGAGGAAAUUACAUUUGAGACCCUGAAGAAGGCCAUUGACACCACCGGUCUAGAGGAACAGGAGAGAGAGAGGAGACGACAGGUUAUGGAGAAGUUCCAGAAAGCUCCGUUUGAAGAGAUAGCGGCUCACUGCGAGUCCAAGGCCAACAUGCUGCAUGAUCGCUUGGCUCAGAUAUUUGAACUCACUAUUCGCCCGCCUCCAAGCCCGUCGGGCACCGUAACCGUGACAUCGGGCCACGCCCAGUACCAUUCUGUGCCAGUCUACGAAAUGAAGUUUCCUGACCUUUGCGUGUACUGAACCGUGACCUCUCACCUUUACUAUAUCAUACAAACUACACUUUGAUGUGGCAUCUGACCCUUUGACACCUCACAUCACCGUAUACUUGAUUCUGUGACCUUCCACAAAAAUCCCUCACUUUCACUUUCGACCGGUAAUGUCAGUCUUCCGUUAAUUCCACCUACUAAACAUAAACAUCUUGUAAAUUCAUGAUGAGACACCUUCACACGUCCAGGUGAAAAAAGGGAACUGGACUGAACAGGCACUUCACCGCUGCAUUCUUCACCAAUCAGCACGCAGAGCUUACAACCAGCUAUCCAAUCAUGCACCAGCUAUAUAAUGUAAUGUGAAUUUACUGUAUGUGUUUGAUAAUAGAAGGCAGCUCCAAAUGAGUCCUUUGAAAACUAGAUUCUUCAGAACAUUUAAAUAUGUUGAUUGAUGAAUCAUUUGUAAAAUGAGUGCACCUUAAAUUCUACGAUUAGUUUAAAUACACGUUUUCAUUCUCUCGCGUUCUCUUUGCACAUUAAGCCAUCAUCAGCAGAAAGAUUUUAAAACAUUGAAGACUUCUGCUUGCUUACGUCUCUCUUAUAUAGAAAUAUCUGUACAGUAUAGUAUAGGCUAUUUUUGAUGAAUAUAUAUCUAUAUACUUUUAGAUGAAAUAGCAGUUACAUGUGUUCACUUUGCAUGGCUUAAUUUUCCACAGAAAGUUUUGUGAGUUUAAGCCUUUAUUAAUGUACGAUUAGCCUUUAACUUCGAUGUUGUUGAUGUCGAUGGGGAGUUAAUUUAGAUUUUAGGGGAUCACUACUCGGCAUUCUGCCUUCACUGUGUUGAAAAACCAAAACAUCUGCUUUUCAUUACCAAAGAGCUCCGCCCAUACCCUUCUUUAUACCUAGACACUGCUGCCAAUUGAAAAGUAGUUUCUUUGGUGAGAAUACUACAGUAUUUGUCUCUUUGUAUUGGCUGUGAGCGAUACGGUUUACUUGAUCGCUUGCCAGAUUUAGUAGAUCAGUUGCAAGCAGAAUGAGAUUAGAAACGUUUGGAGAUCGUUUGGAGGAAUAAAUAAGUGAUCUGCAUUCAUCAUUCACCUGCUUGAGCAGUCAGGGCAUUGUAAUGCUAUUUUUGUUUGGUACUGUAGAUCAUAUUAAUCUACUAAAGGACAAAAAAACUUUGUGACUGUUAGCUGAAAUACUUUGCUGGAGAUGUUUUAUUUUGAUCUGAGCUUCCUGUGGUAAGAUAAGUGAACAAUUUCAGUUUUUCUGGUAGAAAUGUGUGUACGAUUAUAAGACUUUUUGGGUGAAUCUGAGGUGCUUUUGGGCUUAAGGAGGUUCAGAAUGAUUGGUGUACUAUGACUGGCUCCGCUUUGUUUUUGUGAAUGUACUUGCUAUGAGGACAGUAGUGCGAGUUGAGCAGACAGGUGUUUGAUGCUUAGGGGUUUCAGUGGUUUGACUGAUUAUGGGAUCUGAAUGCACAGAAGGUAAAAAUGUCUAUUACUGUACUUAUAAAAACCUAGAAGUCAAAGAUGCUCAGUGGGUUUUCCUGAUUUUCCUGAUUUUCAUCAAAUUUGAAUAGAUAAAAGCAAGACAGUUUUUUAUGCCUUGAUGAUGCAUUUAGUCUUAUCAAUUAAGGGAUGGAGAACAUCUCAAGGAUCUUGACAUGAUGGUUUACAGAGAGAUAUGUUGGUGGUCAAGAUACAGCCGGUAAUGGACAUUUGGUGUUUGUGUAUUACAUUAAGUAAAUUGCUGCAUUUUGCUAGUGGUUACUUUAUGACAAUAUCGUGCAAGAAAAAAAAGUAAAACAACUAUUUUCAAUGCUGUGAUGAAAUCAGGCAUACAAUGUCUGUAGAAAUAGAAAUCGCAACUUAUGUAGACCCAUGCAAUAUAUUUUGGUGUAACAUAAAAUAGAAAUGUGUUUUAUAAUGCGAGACAUUUUAGACAUCUCAAAUGCUCUUGUAGAUAUUACUGUGUGUGUUGUGCGUUUCAAAAGGGAUGUCAUACUUUUCUGCAUGCUGGUAUUUUGUUCAAAUUUGACAAAUAAAGGGAAAUCAUUCAUACUGUAACUGAUUAUGUCACUUUAGAGUAAUUCACUAUAUUUUUCAUCUGCGGUUUAGUUUUACGGUACAGUGACGUUUGUCUGAAACAAAUAUUGUUGGGUUCAUUUUAUUUAUAACUUGACUGUUUUUUCUUAGUUAAUUCUUAGAGAAACAAGAAAGGAGUUAGCAUUUUAGUUUAGGGGUUAUGUGUCGUAAUGGGAUAGUAUGAGUGCCUGUGAAUGUGGUUCUGAUAUGACAACAUGCAACAUGUUAGAUUUUGAAUGUGUAACAUCAUGUGCAAUAUAAACCACUGAAAUGUUGAGAUUAUAAGAGUUCAUAUGAAAUCUUUUAGGUGUUGUUUAGCCACAUCCAGGUUCUGCCAUGUUAAUGUGCAAUGAGAUUUUAUGUACGAGGUAAUGAAGUCUUAAAUAAAGAGUUUGUAUUAAAAUGUAUAAAAAUGU
Messenger RNA from Triplophysa dalaica, 5063 nucleotides. It is a transcript of the gene efr3a, whose product is annotated as EFR3 homolog A (S. cerevisiae). Lineage: Eukaryota; Metazoa; Chordata; Actinopteri; Cypriniformes; Nemacheilidae. The record is from RefSeq and is a predicted model, not a curated record. The coding region runs from base 168 to 2594 and encodes 808 amino acids. Gene Ontology annotation, cellular component: plasma membrane. Gene Ontology annotation, biological process: protein localization to plasma membrane. The transcript has 24 exons.